AUGAAUGUCCUCGUCUACUCUGGCCCUGAGGCGCUAACACCUUCUCUGAAGUCCUCGCUUUCUUCUCUUCAGAGUCUAUUGCGAACCAAUUAUAGUGUUCAAUCCGUCACUCCUCAAACAUUGAAAACCCAACCGUGGUCGACAUCUUGUGCACUCUUCGUCCUUCCGGAGUGUCGGAACGUCAAUUCUUCACAAUGGAUCUCAUCUCUCGACACGUACAUCGAAAACGGUGGAUCAGUGUUGUGUCUGUCCUCAGGAGCUAUCAGGAAGACGCAUCCAUCUACGCUACAAGGAAUCGAUCACAAUUCUUUACGUUUCUACCACAAGCCAUCCGGAGAUGUUAUCUAUCCUACAUGCACCAACGAUGCUAUAACAAAACCCCAUUAUACCAAUCUAAUAACUCAAGAUCUGGCAGUUAUCGAAGGCAUCUUUCAAUCGAAUAUACGUGGAUUUGAUGGAGUAGAAUCAGGUCGAGGGUGUCGAACUUUGGCAUCUUACGCAGGACAACAGGGAAAUUCUGCUAUGGCUGGCGUUGAAUUCACGAUAGGAUUGGGGAAAGUUGCAUUUUGGGCUUCUAGUCCGGAGUACACAGCGAUGGAAGAACCAGCUCGAUCCAACCUUCCUCAAAUCGACAUCAAUGAGGCUGAAAAGAGGAGAUUUUCUGUGCUACAAGCAGCGUUGCAGGAAGCGGGAAUCCGUGUUCCAUCGAAUACGAGCGAUGCCUCAAUUUCUCAUCCUCUUCCACAAUUUCUGCUCUCGUCGAAAGAAGAUGCAGUUUCGAAAGUCUUGGAGAAGAUCGGCCAGUCAAAUCUUGGUCCCAAAUCCACUCCCCUCAAGGACGAGAACGAUACAUUCCACUUCCACGAGUUUGACGAAGCUGCUCAGAUUGUGACUGAGGCACGUACUUCCGUCUCAUCAUCAAGAGAUCCAGCUAUGUGGCAACCCAAGCGAGUCAUAGUUUGCCUGGAUAGAGUCAUUCCAGACAGAAGCCUUACGCCUUUAUUCGAUCUCUCACUAUUUUUCCGGGCAUUGGCGGACGCUUCCGCAAAGGAAGGUUGGCAGAUCGAUCAGGGUGGAUGGGGAAGUGGGGAAGUGCUAUUAUAUGGUGAAGUAGUGACAAGUACACAAACGAUGUUGGAUAAGAACCCUCGACUUCUCACUAGAUUUCCAGUUCCACUUGUUUCCCUCGCGUCUCACCAGAUCGCCGGCCGUGGCAGGGGUUCGAAUUCAUGGGUAUCUCCCGCGGGCUGUCUGCAGUUCUCUAUUCUUCUUCGUGUACCAUUGAGCUCCUUCCCGGCAAACAAACUAGUCUUCAUUCAAUAUCUGACUGCGUUGGCGAUAGUCGAGGCUUGCCGGGAUGAAACGGUCCUCGGGAAACAGGGGAGCGUCAUUCGAAUUAAAUGGCCUAAUGAUCUCUAUGCGGUAUUCGGGGAAGGAGAGAAAGAGAAGAAGAAAAUCGGUGGUAUCCUCGUUAGCACCAACUUCUCGGAUGGGAAAGCUGAAAUUGUCAUCGGUUGUGGCAUCAACAUUCUGAAUCCCGCUCCGAUAUUUUCCCUCUCCCAAGUUCAGAGAGAAUCCGACGCGCCGCUGAGUAUGGAAAAGACGGCUGCUGCAAUCUUGGCCAAGUUUGAAAAGAUGUGGAGAGUCUUCACCACCGGAAGGGGUGAUUUCAGUCCUUUUAUGGAUCUUUAUCUCGAGCGAUGGCUUCACUCUGACCAACUCGUCCAUUUGACAACAGUCUCACCUCCGACACAAGCGAGGAUAUGUGGAAUCACGCUUGACCACGGGCUUUUGCGUACUCUUCCUGAACGUACAGGAUGGAGCACAGGUCAUGGGGGAUUCAUCGACCUCCAACCGGAUGGAAAUAGCUUUGACCUCAUGGCCGGCUUGAUCAAAACAAAGUCGUAA
Marasmius oreades (fairy-ring Marasmius) is the source of this 1908-nucleotide messenger RNA. RefSeq lists its product as uncharacterized. Lineage: Eukaryota; Fungi; Basidiomycota; Agaricomycetes; Agaricales; Marasmiaceae. Gene Ontology annotation, biological process: protein modification process. Gene Ontology annotation, molecular function: biotin--[biotin carboxyl-carrier protein] ligase activity. The coding region runs from base 1 to 1908 and encodes 635 amino acids. The transcript has 4 exons. The record is from RefSeq and is a predicted model, not a curated record. Gene Ontology annotation, cellular component: cytoplasm.